This is a messenger RNA of Plectropomus leopardus (leopard coralgrouper), 2397 nucleotides long. RefSeq lists its product as uncharacterized. Lineage: Eukaryota; Metazoa; Chordata; Actinopteri; Perciformes; Serranidae. The record is from RefSeq and is a predicted model, not a curated record.
AAGAGAGUGUGCUCUCCGCACCUUUUCAUCCUGGCUCUCCGGCUAUGCACCUGCAGCCUCCCCUUGCAGUCCUCCUCUUCCUGUCCUCCUCCCCGGCGGUCGGACAGCGGUAGUGCGCACCGAGCAGCGGGAGUGCGCACGGCGGCCGGCAUGCACCUGGAGAGAAACCGCCCCGCCAAGCCGUCCGAGGGCUCAGCCGGAGACUCAGCAGCCUGCAGACUGAUGCUCUAACAGUAGGCACAUAGCAGCAGAGCACCGGGCGGAUAUCGGAGCUGCAGCAUGGGCGUGGGAGAGAAGCACAGCCAAAACGAAAGCAAUGUAAUUCCACGGACAUAAGAAGGGCGGGUGGGGGGAACCCGAGCAGCGUUGGAUCAGAGUUGUCCCGGGUGUAUUUUGGGGCUUGGUUUGGUGUCUCAUUCUCUGAAAUUCACCAAGCACAGUACUUUUUCUUGCUGCCAGCAUCCAGUUGUAAAGGAUGGAGAAAGGCGCGCAGCAGCAGCUGUCCAAAAGCGCAGAGAGUCCGGCGGAGGACAUCUCCAAAAUUAACGAUGAGGAGCUGCUGAAGUGGGGCAAAGAGGAGCUGGUGCGGCGGCUGCGGAGGGCAGAGGCGGGGAAGAGGAGCGCCAUCGUGGAGCACGGCAAUCUGAUGCGGGAGGUGAACCGGAGGCUCCAGCAGCACCUCAACGAGAUACGGAGUUUAAAGGACGUGAACCAGAAACUGCAGGAGGACAACCAGGAGCUGCGGGACCUGUGCUGCUUCCUGGACGACGACCGGCAGAAGGGGAAGCGGGUGUCGCGGGAGUGGCAGCGUCUAGGCCGCUACAGUGCUGGCCUGAUGAGGAAGGAGGUGGCCAUCUACCUGCAGAAACUGAAAGAGCUGGAGCAGCGGCAGGUGGAGGUCAUCCGGGAGAACCUGGAGCUGAAGGAGGUGUGCCUCAUGCUGGAGGAGGAGAGGGCUGCGGCUGUGGCUGGAGGGGGAGGAGGUGGAGGUGUGGGUGGGCACGGAGGGCCGGGACGAAGGAGCUCCAUUGACAGUCAGAGCAGCUUGUUGCAGCUGGGUGGAGGUGUCCCAGCACCAGGCCUGCUGCGGGACGUUGGCGACGGGAGCAGCACCUCCAGCGCAGGGAGUACAGACAGCCCAGAUAACCCUCACCUCAAACCUCCUCCUCUGGGCUCCAACCACAGCCCUGGAUCAAGAUGUGUCUCCUCAGACCACAAACCAGGAGAGGUGUGUGAAUCCACAGGCAGGAGGCACAGCUCCACCCCAGAGUACCACACCUUCCCCCAGUCCUGUCGACCUCGCGGGGGGUCCCUCACCAACCUGGACCCACGUGGCCUUCGUGGACACAGCCCAGAGAAACAUAGCAAGUCUCCCACCAGGCAACCAUGUGACUCCCACCCAAAACCCUGCAGCUCUGACCUACUAGCCCAGAAACAGCUAUUGAUGUCAGAGCAGGCAUCGCCAGGCUGUGGAAAGGGAACUGCCAAGUCCAGCCCAGAGCUGAGUCAGAGACACCGGCCGGUUAUCAUGGCGGGGGCAGGCUGCGGGAGUCCCGAGGCCAAGCCGGUGACGAUGGGAACGCCGGAGCACCUGAGGAAAGGGCGGGUGAUCGUGGGUAGUCCAGAGUCUAUACGACACCACCAUCACUUUCAGCACAGCUCCGGGAUGGAGCAUGACAAGGGGAGGUAUAGUGGUGGCUCCCCUGGCAGGGACGGGGGUCAGAGGAGGGCAGCGGGAGAGGAGAUGUCCCCCCACCACCAGAGUCUGUACAACGCUCUGAUAUCUGCUGGAUGCUGCACCAACUCCUGUAGGAGUGUAAAGCUUUGGGACAGCUUUGAUGCCUCCUGACCAUGACAUGCCUCCUGAUCAGAUGCUGCAGUGACAACACACACCCCAGAGAGACAAGCAGAGGGUUAUUAGCAGGCUGGAUAGAUGGAAGGCAGGACAAGUCGAUCGAAGGCAUAACUGGAUGGAGAAAUGAUAAUGGAAUUCAAAAAUAAAGCAGUGAGGGCGAGGGAGCAGAUGAGUGAAACUAGGCGACAAAACACUGGAAAUACUUGAACGCUCUGUCCGCCCUGUCUGCUGCUGCUGCUGCUGCUAUGCAUUCCCUGUGGACCACCAGAAGAGACUGAAUGUCUUUGUUUGGACGGGCAGAGGCUCAUCCCUGCAUUGCCAAAAUAGAGGAAAAUAUGUCAGACAGCUGAGAAUCUUUGUGUUGCCAACAAAAUAGUCCUACCUCUUUGGAAAGACAGAGACAGAGUGGUUGAAGGAACCUGUACAUGGAGGAGAAACACUGGAGGUUACAGCCCCUUCUUGUCACAAUCACAACGCCAGUGAUUAUUUUUAAACAUAAUACCUAAUGUGAUGAUGGUAACUACUUUUACAAAGUCUUUGUG